AUGUCAAAAAUUCCAGCCAACAUUGAAGAGCUUCGAAGAUUGAAGAAGCUUAAGAAAGCAGAACAGAAACUGAAAAGCACACAGGGACAACAAAAACACACACAGCAGGUAGAGCCAAAAGUCCUUCGACGUGAAUUCGUUGAUGUACCUACGAAGCUUGAGCCGGAGUCUCACAAAAGAUCACGGAAGAUCUGCGUCAUGACGUUCAAUGUGCUGGCACAACUGUUAAUCAAAAGAGAACUAUUUUCAGACAAAGAGAAUGUUAUUAAAUGGAAACCUCGGCGAAAAAUGAUCAUCGAUGAAAUCCGUCUAUACAGUCCUGAUAUUCUUGCACUUCAAGAGUUGGACAACUAUGACACUUUUUACCAACAAGAGCUGAUUCAGAUGGGAUACAACGUGGAAUACUGUCAUCACCCCACAAAAAAACAUGGAUGCGCCAUAGCCUUCAAGGAACACGUAUUCAAGAUGGUAGAUUACGAAACAAUUGACUACGGAACGGACCAUCUAUCUUUACCGUCAUACGGAACAGGAAAUAUCGCCCAGCUCAUUGCACUACAAUACAAGAAUGACCCGAUUGGGUUCAUUGUAGGCAAUACACAUUUAUAUUGGAGGCCGAUCGCUGGAUAUGAACGAGCAAGGCAAUCCAUUAUUUAUUCCAACACAUUAUUGGAGUUUUAUGAUCGGAUAAGUAACGAUAGCAGCAACGUGAAUAAAGAUAGGAAGUGGAUACCUUUCUUAUUUGGCGAUUUCAAUACGACACCGGACGAACCAGCUCAUGCCAUUUUACUCAACCGUCAGCUUACGGAGGAACAAUAUAAAGAACUCCAGGAAUCCUACAGCGCUAUACCAGAGGACAUAGACAAGACAAAGCUUGAUUCGAUAGAUGUCUUGCUAGAGAAGUACAGGCCUAUGGCAUGGAAAAGUAUGUAUAACAGUUCGCAUGGCGCGUUGAGCCUGGCUGAUGAAGGACUGAAUGGUGAACCCAAAUAUACAAAUUAUGCACCUGUCUAUAAAGGGUGUCUUGAUUAUCUGUUUUACGACAUGGCAUCGGAUAUAAUCAUCCAAAGUAUCCUGUCUUUACCAAAAGAAGAGUCGCUCCAACCUUCUCUUCCUAAUAAAAACUUUGGCAGCGAUCAUUUGUGUUUGACUGCAAUGAUUGAAUUUUAA
Mycotypha africana is the source of this 1167-nucleotide messenger RNA. RefSeq names its product Endonuclease/exonuclease/phosphatase. The record is from RefSeq and is a predicted model, not a curated record. Gene Ontology annotation, molecular function: poly(A)-specific ribonuclease activity. Bases 1 to 1167 code for a protein of 388 amino acids. Lineage: Eukaryota; Fungi; Mucoromycota; Mucoromycetes; Mucorales; Mycotyphaceae. The transcript has 3 exons.